This is a messenger RNA of Cladophialophora yegresii CBS 114405, 645 nucleotides long. RefSeq lists its product as uncharacterized. The record is from RefSeq and is a predicted model, not a curated record. The transcript has 4 exons. NCBI's taxonomy places the organism in Eukaryota, Fungi, Ascomycota, Eurotiomycetes, Chaetothyriales, Herpotrichiellaceae. The coding region runs from base 1 to 645 and encodes 214 amino acids.
AUGCAGCCUGAAAUGAAGCCGCUGCACAAUAUCUGCGAAUAUCUGCACGCGCUCCACAUCUACACGGAUGAAGCUCGCCGAGGAGAAGUGAGGACAGUCUCAGCGCAUCAUUUCUGCUCUCACGUUGAGAAAGUCUUAGACUUACGUCAGUGUCUCAUCUACGACUCAUGCAAGCCCGGAGCCAGACUUAUCGGCGUGGAAUACAUGAUACCGAAGCACCGUUACCUGAAACUCGACCCUGAAGAACAGAAGUUCUGGCAUUCGCAUGAAUUCGAGGUUAAAUCUGGAAUGCUGGUUCUUCCUUAUCCCGCCUCCCAUGCGCGCCAGAAGGACAGGUGGGACGAGCUGGAAACAAAGGCGAUGGAGGAGGUCGUCACGCUCUAUGGUAAACUGUACCACUUCUGGCAGGUCGAUAGGGGCGAUGAGUUGCCGUUGGGCCCUCCGACUUUGAUGGGCUCGCUUACAGAAUUCAAGCAGCUUGAUGUCGACAAAGAAAUGGCGGCGAGAAACACCGAACUCGGGAUCAACCAGGGACAGAAACGGAAACUGAGGGAACCCAUCGACUUGUCCGGCGUUCCCGAGAGUUCGGAUAGCUGGUGGAAGGAGGCCAAGGCAGCCAAGAGAGGCAUCUAUUCCACAGAAUGA